CCAAGUCCAAGUCAAAUCUCCGUACCGGAAAAGAAAAAGCCCGAACGUUGCCACUUUGAUGGAUUCUCAACCUCCGGCGAACGGGUCCUCCCCGUCGACGAUCGGAGACCUUUGGAACCGCGCCGCAUCCUUGAUCCCAACUUCCAGUUCCAUCUUCCCCGGAAAAUUCUCCAAUCUCUAUCGCCAAACUUUCACCAAGAAACGACAUGUCUCUUUUCCUCUUCCUCUACCGUCCGACUUCCCAUGCUCGUCUGCCAACAUCUCGGCGGAUACGUCUAGGAUUUACAUUGUGUUGGAGGAGAUAAUGGCUGACGUUCUCUCCAACUUGCAUGAUAUUCAGAAGAGUUUGGAGUUUUGGCAAUCUAGAGCUGAGGGCUCUAAUGCUCGGAAAGCUUACUUCAUGGUUUUCGAGAGAGGACCUGUAGCUUUCCUUGACGAGAGUAGGAAGCUCGUCCGCAAAAGUCUCGGUGAGGAUUCUGCUAUGCAGCAUCUUUCUCAGACGUCUUCGUCUCAUAUGUUUGAUAGGAUGAGGGUUUUGAUGGAGUUGAGAUCUUCACUCGCUUCCUUUCUUGCUCAGCUUUAUGUUGAGUUGGAUAAGCGUGGUGGAGAUCUUUUGAAGAAUCCGGAGAAGUCACUGCCGUCGUUGUUGGUUGUUAUUGAUCGAUUGUUUUCGAAUUUGGAGGGUUCUUUCAGCCACUUACACGCUGCCCGUGAGUCUGAUUCUUCUAUUGAGGGAAGUUACUCAAUCCCUCUCGUGUUUGAUCGAUUGUCUGAGGUUAACGAAGAAGGAUCCCAGUGGACUGAUUGUGAACUUACAGAUGCGAUCAAUUUGGUUCAUAAGAAUUUGGAGAAACUUAACUCAUACUUAUCAGUUAUGGUAGGCAAACAUCGAAAACCAAGGAGGAUGACCCUGUACUGGGUCCGAUAUACAUGUGGUGCAGUUGGGCUUUCUAUUUUGUCUAUAUGGCUACUACGUCAUAGUAGUUUGAUGGGAAGUUCUGACAUCGAGAACUGGAAUCAUGAUGCAAAAGAAGCAACCGUGAGCUUCUUCAGUGAUCAUGUUGAGCAACCGCUGCUUGCCAUUAGGGAUGAGCUUUUUGAUACUUUCCGGAAAAGACACAAGGGUGUCAUGGAGGCUGAAGAAGUGCAGCUAACGCAAGACUCACUGCAUAGAAUGCUAAGGAAUUUCUGCGAGCAGGCUAAACCUGAAAAGGUAUCAGAUAAUGCAACUGAUCAGGAGAUGCUGGAAGUUGUUAUGCACCGGUAUGAAAAGGAACUUGUGCACCCUAUUCACAACCUCUUUAGCGGAGAGCUUGCCCGUGGCAUGCUAAUCCAGGUCCAGAAGCUUAAACUGGAUAUAGAAACAGCCAUGCUUGAACUAGAACAGAUACUUCGUGCGAAUGAAAUAAACUUUGCCAUUCUAGCUGCAUUACCUGCAUUCUUUCUCACCCUUGGUAUGCUCGCAUUGCUUCGGACAUGGGUUAAACAGGAUAGCAAAGCUCAAGGACGUGGAAGAAUUGCACGUAUCCACAGGAGGCUACUUGUCGUUGAAAUUGAAAAGAGAAUUAUGCAGUAUCAGAGCUACAUUGAACAAGGACGUGAUAAGGAUGCAGAAACCGUAUUUGGUUUGCUAAUAUACAGCCUUGAGCGUUUGUACCGGGUUGUUGAGACUCCUGCGAAAACAAGCGGCGAGUGGGAUCUAGUGAAACAAGAUCUGAUCGAGUUAGGAAGACCACAACAGCAAACAUCGUACAAGCUAACUGUGACACAGCGUCUGGUAACCGUUUACGAUUGCUUGCUCCCCUCUCUGAAGCUACAAUAACUUAUCACGGGUGCCUGAUCUCCCUUUUGUGGAAACCAAUUUUAUUCAAUUAUUCCUCCACCAACUCUUGCUUGACUGCCUUUGUGGAAUGCCUUCUUCUUUUUUUUUUACUUGAGAAAUGGUAAAACAAAGUUACAGUUAGAAGAUUGUUAUGGGCUCACCAUCUCGUUUUCUCCUUUGUUGUAAUUCAACAUAUCCAAACCUGUUUAUAUUCUUUGUAUUUGAUCUAAGAAGAGUACCAUUGCUUUGUUU
Messenger RNA from Raphanus sativus (radish), 2074 nucleotides. RefSeq names its product protein DGS1, mitochondrial. The record is from RefSeq and is a predicted model, not a curated record. Gene Ontology annotation, cellular component: mitochondrial outer membrane. Lineage: Eukaryota; Viridiplantae; Streptophyta; Magnoliopsida; Brassicales; Brassicaceae. The transcript is spliced from 14 exons. Bases 59 to 1822 code for a protein of 587 amino acids.